Amphimedon queenslandica is the source of this 1618-nucleotide messenger RNA. RefSeq names its product tRNA modification GTPase GTPBP3, mitochondrial-like. Gene Ontology annotation, cellular component: cytoplasm; mitochondrion. Gene Ontology annotation, molecular function: GTPase activity; protein binding; GTP binding. The coding region runs from base 30 to 1535 and encodes 501 amino acids. The record is from RefSeq and is a predicted model, not a curated record. Gene Ontology annotation, biological process: tRNA wobble uridine modification; tRNA methylation. NCBI's taxonomy places the organism in Eukaryota, Metazoa, Porifera, Demospongiae, Haplosclerida, Niphatidae. The transcript has 15 exons.
GAGGGGCUGGGGGAGGGUAACAAAGCAACAUGGCAACACGUGGGUUGGUCAGACUUUUUACAAGAACUUUAUUUGAUAUGAGCUCUAGCAGUGGGGACACAGUGUUUGCAUUAUCAUCAGGACAGGGGAAAUGUGGAGUAGCUGUAAUCAGAGUAUCAGGACCAAGAGCAUCAGAUGUUAUUCUUAAUUUGGGACAGUUCAAAAGCCUCCCUAAGCCAAGAGCAGCAACAUUACGAAGAUUACGUGAUCCUUUGUCAGGUGACAUUAUUGAUCAUGGUCUCUCUAUUUGGUUUCCAGGUCCCAAUAGUUUUACUGGUGAAGAUUGUGUAGAGUUUCAUGUCCAUGGUGGUAAAGCUGUCAUAUCUUCCGUAUUGAACUCUCUCUCUUCAUUACCUGGUCUCAAGCAUGCUGAACCAGGAGACUUCACUAAAAGAGCUUUAUUGAAUGGAAAACUUGAUCUGACUGAAGUGGAAGGUCUUUCUGAUUUGAUACAUGCAGAGACAGAGGCUCAGAGAAAGCAAGCUCUGAGACAAAUGAAGGGGGAUCUAAGUAAGCUCUACAAUGGUUGGAGUGAAUCAUUAUUAAAAUCCCUUGCUAAUGUUGAAGCUAUUAUUGAUUUUGGUGAAGAUGAGAACAUUGAAGAAGGGCUAUUGGAACAAGUCUGCAGACAAAUCGAAGAGCUGUCAAAAGAAAUACAAUCUCACUUGCAAGAUGGUAGAAGAGGUGAAAGACUCCGCUCUGGGAUUCAAGUCACAAUUAUAGGAGCACCCAAUGCUGGCAAGAGCAGCUUACUGAACAUAUUGUGCCAGCGCCCAGCUGCUAUAGUGUCCCCAUAUGCUGGGACUACAAGAGACGUGAUUGAGUCAUCUUUGGAUAUAUCUGGAUAUCCAGUUGUGAUAAGUGACACUGCUGGACUAAGGCAAGUCAGUGAUCCUGUGGAAAAGGAAGGGAUCAAACGAGCCGUUGAAAGGACUCAUUGCAGAGUUGAGAGUGCGGAUUUGAACAUUCUAAUAGUUGAUAGUUCUCUGUGCAAAGACAACCUCUCAACACUCCAAUGUCCAGAGCCAGAAGUACUGAAAAAGUUGUGCAGCAUGAACCCAAGUGUAAGUGAAGAGAGGGUCCUUGAGAGACUGAAUCACAACAACACAUUAAUUGUUAUGAACAAGACCGAUCUGCUUCCAUCAUCUCACACUAUAGCUCCAGAUAAUAGUAAUUUAAUCUGUUGGGUCUCAUGCACGACUAGAAAAGGAAUUGAAAAUUUCUUGGACGUCUUAAAGAAUCGGUUGCAGAUGUUAGGGGGCGAUCCAUUAGCUGAUAGCCCUCAUCUGACACAACAAAGGCACAGGCAUCACUUACAAGACUGCAGCUGCUCAAUUCAAAGAUUCCUUGAUUGCGUUAAAAAAGGUGAAAGCGAUAUCGUAGUAGCUGCUGAAGAACUGAGAUCAGCUCUGAAAGAGAUAGGAAGAAUAACUGGAAAGACUGAUGUUGAGGAGAUUCUAGAUGUCAUUUUUAAAGACUUCUGUAUUGGAAAAUAAAUUAAAUAAUAAUAAUAAUAAAAUUCACACAAAUUGUAAUAAAAAAAUAAUUGCAAUUUCUUCAUCCUUGAUGCUCCAUAAAA